AUGCCACCCGUUGAGUACUUCUUGUCUCCGUUAUCAUCAAAUUCAAAUUCCAAUUCUUCGUCUUCUUCUUCAUCAUCGCCUUUCUUCUUAGGCUUUUUACCGGUAGGUGAUUUAUUUUUAGGUGCAUCACUUCCCGUUUUCCAGCUCCAGCUACCGCCUCCACCACCCCCAGCACCACCAGCACCAGCACCACCAGCUGCCCCUGCAGCACCACCACCAACCUUCCAGCUACCCCCACCUGCAGCCCCGGCUCCUCCUCCCACUUUCCAGGAACCACCAGCGCCCCCUGCCGCUCCACCCCCUCCUGCAGCUCCAGCUGUCCCGCCACCAGCACCACCUCCACCACCUGCUGCUACUCCCCCAGCCGCACCACCACCUCCACCUGCCAACCCUCCACCACCACCUCCUCCGACGGCACCACCGCCUCCGAAGGCACCUCCUCCUCCACCUCCUGUCGCACCGCCACCAGCUGCCCCACCAGCCGUCCCUCCUCCACCAGCUCCGCCUCCUGCGGCACCUCCUAUUGCUCCGCCUCCUCCUCCACCGCCAAUAUCCACUCCACCUGUGGCACCAGCCCCACCAGCUAUUCGCCCCGAGAUAAUAGACCCCCCAGCUGUACCGCCAGCCCCUUUACCACCUCCUCCAGAUACUCCUCCAGCUGCCCCACCCGCUCCUGCUGCUCCUCCACCUGCGGCCCCUCCACCAGCUGCACCUCCUGCCGCCCCUCCCCUUCCUGCAGCUCCUCCACCAACCGCCCCUCCACCUGCGGCCCCUCCACCAGCCGCUCCUCCUGCCGCCCCUCCACCAGCUGCACCUCCUGCCGCCCCUCCACCAGCCGCCCCUCCACCUGCGGCCCCUCCACCAGCCGCUCGUCCUGCCGCCCCUCCUGCCGCCCCUCCCCCUCCAGCAGCUCCUCCUGCCGCCCCUCCCCCUCCAGCUGCACCUCCUGCCGCCCCUCCCCCUCCUGCUGCACCUCCUGCCGCCCCUCUCCCUCCAGCUGCACCUCCUGCCCCCCCUCCCCCUCCUGCUGCACCUCCUGCCGCCCCUCCCCCUCCAGCUGCACCACCUGCCGCCCCUCCCCCUCCAGCAGCUCCUCCUGCCGCCCCUCCCCCUCCAGCAGCUCCUCCUGCCGCCCCUCCCCCUCCAGCUGCACCUCCUGCCGCCCCUCCCCCUCCAGCUGCACCUCCUGCCGCCCCUCCCCCUCCAGCAGUUCCUCCUGACGCCCCUCCCCCUCCAGCUGCACCUCCUGCCGCCCCUCCCCCUCCAGCUGCACCUCCUGCCGCCCCUCCCCCUCCAGCAGCUCCUCCUGCCGCCCCUCCCCCUCCAGCCGCUCCUCCCCCUCCAGCUGCACCACCUGCCGCCCCUCCCCCUCCAGCAGCUCCUCCUGCCGCCCCUCCUCCUCCUGCUGCACCUCCUGCCGCCCCUCCCCCUCCAGCUGCACCACCUGCCGCCCCUCCCCCUCCAGCAGCUCCUCCUGCCGCCCCUCCCCCUCCAGCAGCUCCUCCUGCCGCCCCUCCCCCUCCAGCUGCACCUCCUGCCGCUCCUCCCCCUCCAGCUGCACCUCCUGCCGCCCCUCCCCCUCCAGCUGCACCUCCUGCCGCCCCUCCCCCUCCAGCUGCACCUCCUGCCGCCCCUCCCCCUCCAGCAGCACCUCCUGCCGCCCCUCCUCCACCAGCCGCUCCUCCAGCCGCCCCUCCACCAGCCGCACCUCCAGCAGCGCCGCCACCCGCGGCACCACCGCCACCUCCACCACCCUUGCCUCCUUUUUUACCACCACCCUUGCCUCCCUUUUUACCACCCCCCUUAGCGGCUGGAAUCCCUAAAGCAGUUGUCAACCAUUUCGGAAGCCAAAGGUUUGAGCCCCCUCCUCCUCCUUUCCCUUUUUCUACAAUUAACGUAGGCAGCAUCCACACGUCUUCGAGUUUCUUUCCGCUUCCGCAGCAACAAGGACAACAAGGGAGAUUCAUGCAGCCGCCUCCGCACCCACAACCACCGCCACAACCUCCGCAGCCACCGCCACAACCUCCGCAGCCACCGCCACAACCACCACAGCCACCGCAGCCCUGA
Nematostella vectensis (starlet sea anemone) is the source of this 2067-nucleotide messenger RNA. Its product is annotated as basic proline-rich protein-like. The record is from RefSeq and is a predicted model, not a curated record. The transcript has a single exon. NCBI's taxonomy places the organism in Eukaryota, Metazoa, Cnidaria, Anthozoa, Actiniaria, Edwardsiidae. The coding region runs from base 1 to 2067 and encodes 688 amino acids.